This is a messenger RNA of Brassicogethes aeneus, 1631 nucleotides long. The record is from the annotation of a GenBank genome assembly. Lineage: Eukaryota; Metazoa; Arthropoda; Insecta; Coleoptera; Nitidulidae.
UCCAAGAACUGUCAAAUCUUGUUAUGUACUUUAGCAAACUAUUAAGCUUUAGCUUCGAACUAAACAUAAAUAAUUGAUUAAUUUCGCGUCUUGCGGCGUAUAUACUGUAGCGUGUUUUUUGGUGUUAGUUUUUUCGUGGCAAUUUUAAGUGUUAAAGUGUGUUAAAAAAAAUGGCAACAAAUAUGGAUGAGGAUCAAGCACUUCGCGACUGCGAAAACUACGUGCAAAGUAACAAUAUCCAGCAAAUGUUGAAGGACUGCAUUGUGCAGCUGUGCGUGAAUCGUCCUGCGAAUCCUGUGGCUUUUUUGAGGGAGCAUUUCCAGAAGCUGGAAAGGGAACAGGCGCUGGACGCAAAGAACCAGGCGGCCUCGCCCGAAGACACGGAGGACUUGUCGCCGAUGCCGGCGCAAGCGCAGCAGCCGCAGCGCCGCCGCGGCGGCAUCAGCGCCGAGCCGGUGUCCGAGGAGGACGCGACCAGCUACGUGAAGAAAGUCGUGCCGAAGGACUACAAAACUAUGGCGGCCUUGAGCAAGGCCAUCUCGAAAAACGUCCUUUUCAGUCAUCUCGACGAGAACGAGCGUUCGGACAUCUUCGACGCCAUGUUCCCCGUCACCUGCAUGCCCGGGGAGCCGAUCAUUCAGCAAGGGGACGAGGGGGACAAUUUUUAUGUCAUCGAUCAAGGAGAAGUCGAGGUAUACGUUAAUAAUGAGCUGGUGACAACAAUCGGUGACGGUGGCAGUUUUGGGGAGUUGGCCCUUAUUUAUGGCACCCCUCGUGCCGCCACUGUUAAAGCUAAAACCGACGUUAAACUGUGGGGUAUUGACAGGGAUUCGUACCGCAGAAUUCUUAUGGGUUCUACCAUUCGCAAGCGCAAGAUGUAUGAGGAAUUCCUUUCAAGGGUGUCUAUUUUGGAGAAUCUGGACAAGUGGGAACGCCUCACGGUUGCCGACGCCCUGGAGCCGGUCGGCUUCGAGGAUAACGAGACCAUAGUGCGUCAAGGCGAGCCCGGCGACGACUUUUACAUCAUCGUAGAGGGCACUGCGAGCGUCAGGCAGAACAGAGCCGAGGGGGAGGAGCCCACCGAAGUCGGCCGACUCGGACCGAGCGACUAUUUCGGCGAGAUCGCUUUGCUAUUGGACAGGCCUCGCGCGGCCACCGUGGUGGCUGUGGGGCCGCUCAAGUGCGUCAAGCUCGACAGAGCCAGAUUUGAGCGUGUCCUGGGCCUGUGCGCAGACAUCUUGAAGAGAAACAUCACUCAGUAUAACAGUUUUGUUUCAUUGUCUGUAUAACUUAACUUUACAAAUCAUUUCAAUUGAUGGCAUACAAAAAAAAGAAAAAGAUAUUCCUCUGUGUACUGAUUCUUCAGCCAAAUUUCAAGUCUUCAUUUUUAUUAUUACCUAGAUUGAAAAUUGAUCGUUUAACAUUUAUUUAUUGUGCAGUGUCAGUAUCUCUUAAAUAGUUCUGUUAUUUUUUUUACACGUCCUAAGAUCUGAGUAAUGAAUUGAUACAAUGUGAACAUUUUUUAUUUUUGAUGAUGCUGCACAUCAAUUAUUUAUCUAUUAAAAAUAUAUUGUAUAUAUUUAAUAUUUUAUCUUCCAUAAAUACUUUAGUUAAAUAAAUAAUAUAUUUAA